UUGAGUUAUUUGGCAAAAACAUAAGAAAAUAAUGGCUUCCACCUUUUCUUCAGCAGAAAACAUUCAUCACUUCCGAUCAAUGAGUUUGCCAACCAUAUCGCAUCCAAGCACUAUCCAGGCGGAAGAGGAGAUCUGCAAAUUCAGAACAUGGGAGGCGUCCACGUCAUCUGUUCCUACUGCGGAUACAAUCUGCGGUGCACUAAAUAGGCUGCAAGGAUUAUACGAAUGCGUUGAUGGUCUUCUCAGUUUGCCUUUGACCCAACAAGCCCUUACCCAUGGCCAAUAUACGCGAUUGGUCAAUGAGUUGUUGGAUAAAUCCAUCAGUCUUAUGGACAUUUGUGAAUCCACAAGAGACUUGGUAUCACAAGUCAAAGAAAAUGCUAGAGAUGUUCAAUCGGCUGUGCGAAGGAGAAAAGGUGAUGUAAGCAUAGCCACUUCCUUCAUGAAGAACCUGAAGAAAGACACCAAAAAGGCUAUUUCAUCAUUGAAGCAAAUUGAUGAAAAGAUUGGAGGUGUGCCUCCCAUAGAUCUAGAUCAUCACGUCUUAUCAGUUAUCAAAGUAGUAAGGGAUGUUGGUGUCGUGAGGUCAUCUGUGUACAGGUCACUCUUGUUGUUCUUGUCUGGAUCUGUUGCAAAGUCAAAGUCCACAAGGUGGUCAAUAGUUUCAAAAAUGAUUCACAAAGGAACGGCUGAGGAAAAGAAUCAGGUUCAAGUUUUCAAUGGGGAUCUAGAGAGCCUUUUUGAAGAAAUGGAGAAUGGUUUGGAGUGCAUGUUUAGGAGUUUGAUCAAAACAAGAGCCUCUCUCCUAAAUAUUCUUCCCCCUAAACAUUCUCUCAACUUGGGCAGCACUGUUACCAUGGAUCAAGCUUAAUAGCAUGUUCUCGAACUCAAUCCUCUCGUUAGCACGUUCCAAAACUCAAUCAUCUCCUUAUCAAAUUUCUGGGUCUACAUGGUUUGUAAGCCACAUAUGAAAUGUUUAUGGGCACUUCGGACAGCAAUGGCAUGGUCGAUAUGGAAUUAGGCUCGUUGUUUUGAGUACAUAUCUAUGUACUCCUUUUCUUGUACUUCUUAUUUCUGUUUUUGUAAUAAAUUUGAAGUGCGUUUUUCCAAAUUAAUGUGUUUUUAUAGACGUAUACACAAGUGUGUAUGUCUGAUGAAUUAAAGCCCGGAUCUUGAAUAAUGCAAUUCAUCAAAAGAUGAACGUUUCUCU
Cynara cardunculus var. scolymus (artichoke) is the source of this 1210-nucleotide messenger RNA. RefSeq lists its product as uncharacterized. NCBI's taxonomy places the organism in Eukaryota, Viridiplantae, Streptophyta, Magnoliopsida, Asterales, Asteraceae. Gene Ontology annotation, biological process: shoot system development; root development. The transcript has a single exon. The coding region runs from base 32 to 871 and encodes 279 amino acids. The record is from RefSeq and is a predicted model, not a curated record.